Olea europaea var. sylvestris is the source of this 720-nucleotide messenger RNA. RefSeq lists its product as uncharacterized. Bases 1 to 720 code for a protein of 239 amino acids. Lineage: Eukaryota; Viridiplantae; Streptophyta; Magnoliopsida; Lamiales; Oleaceae. The record is from RefSeq and is a predicted model, not a curated record. The transcript has a single exon.
AUGGUAACCUGGAAUGGGCUCAAGCGAAUGUUAGUGGAUAAUGGCAGCUCUGUUAACAUCAUGUUUAGGUCCAUCUUUAAUAAGAUAAUCCUGGACCACGAGCUGACACCCACCACCACUUCUCUAUAUGGAUUUACCGGAGAUAGUAUCACUUCGAAAGGUAAAAUAAUACUAGCGGUAGAGAUGGGAGAGUCCCCCCAGACCACAAUGAACUUCAUGGAAUUCCUUAUUGUUGACAGUCGGUCAGCUUACCAUGGAGUCUUGAGCAGACCAGCCCUGAAAGAGUUAGAAGUCGUUACCUCCAUCUACCACUUAUACAUGAAACUCCCAACUGAGAAUGGGGUGAUAAUAGUGAGAGGUGACCAAAGAGGAUCCAGAGAAUGCUACUUAAGCUCUAUCAGAAAGGUUGAACCCCGAGACGUACAUGCCAUCCUGACUAAUGUGGAUAUGGCAGACAUCCCAAGCAAGGCCCCUCCCGAACGAGAAGAUGUUGACAUGAUCGAUACACCUCCCGAGCAGGAAGAACUCUCCAUGAUCAAUGAGAUCGAUCCCCGUGUGAUUAAACAUGAACCCCAAAGACCUACCGUUGAGGAGCUCGAAAGCUUCCCAGUCGACUCUUCGGACCCCACGAAGGUGUUGAAAGUAGGCAGAGGCCUGUGCAACGACAUGAAAGAGAAAUUGAAAAACUUUCCAUACAAGAAUCUUGACGUCUUUGCUUAG